AUGUUUCUUCAGCAAUUCAGCGGCUGCGCACGCUUCAAUCGUUUCGCCAACGGUCAAAACAUCAGGAUGAUGUCCACUGUAAUCGGGGGUUCUGGUCGCUCGUACGUUAUGAGACAGGUGCUAUCGUACGGUGGUCACGACCAAAUUCCAAUCAUCUUCAAAGCCGAGUCCCAACACGAGUCUUUCAUCGUCAAACGUGUACCCAGGACUUUCUACGAUCUGUCUCUCCGUCUUGCUGCCGAGUUUGCAAGCUCCCGUCGGCUUCGAAUGCAUAUUGACUGCAACCUGGAAGAAGGUGUCCUUAUCUAUCCGUAUUAUCGAAGCACCCUACUUUCAUUGAUUCAGGAUGACGACAGCGAGGAUAGCUUGCCCAUAACGGAGCGCAAGAAGAUUUUACGAGGCACAGGAGAAGCAAUACAGGAGCUUCAUACAAAAGGUUGGAUUCACUGCGCUCCCAAAGAGUUGUUCGAGCAGAUUAGCGAUGAACACUGGCGUCACGCCCUGGCGGGAGCUUCAGCGAUAGCCGAGAACGAGGUGAAGCAACAACCUGGCUUAAGAUCUGAAUCCAACGAGCAGAGUACCGAUUGA
This is a messenger RNA of Colletotrichum costaricense, 588 nucleotides long. RefSeq lists its product as uncharacterized. The record is from RefSeq and is a predicted model, not a curated record. NCBI's taxonomy places the organism in Eukaryota, Fungi, Ascomycota, Sordariomycetes, Glomerellales, Glomerellaceae. Bases 1 to 588 code for a protein of 195 amino acids. The transcript is spliced from 4 exons.